AUGUCGUCGUCAGCCUCUGCAGCCAAGGCCAUGAAGCUGGCCAAGCUGGGCAUUGAUGUGGACGAGCGCGACGUGUUUGAGACGCCCGACGUGGUGGCACAGGGCGAGGAGGAGGGUGGAGAGGGCGGAGGAGGUGGUGCGGUUGGUGGGGAGGACGAGGUGGACGUGCCCGAGGUGAACAGCGCCAAGUUGAGCUCGGCGCAGCAUACGGCCAAGCGGUUUGCGGACGUACCAGUGGGCGCGCUGGUGGAGGAGGACAUGUCCGACUCGGUGAGCCGGCGUGGGCGGCGGCGGCGGCGGGUGCCCGGCCCGCCGCACGAGCUCAACCCGCUGGUCGGCCUCAGCCGCUAUGAGAUCGGACCGACAGAGGCUGCGAGCCAGGCUUCUGGCCCGGCGGCGCUGCUGCUGCGGUACCACGCGGUGGCAGGUGAGCUUCAGGCGCUGGACAACGACGUGAACGCUCUGGCAGACGACAAGGAGGCGGUUGAGAGCCUGGCCGAAGAGGGCGUGUCACUGGCGACGAUGCAGAACGGGCUCAAAAGCCUCAAGUCGCAGCUGGACGAGCUGAGGACGUCGUCGACCGGUGCCCCGGUCCUGGACGAGGAUGCCGCGCUGCAGGCGACGCUGAAGUCGCAGCAGGCCGCCGCAGACACCCUGCUCGCCAAGCUCAAGAGCCUGCAGGCGGCUGGCGCGGCCGGUGCAAGCACCGGUGCCGACACCGAUGCGCCUGUCACCUACUCGCUCUACUACCGCCCGGAGCUGGCCCGGCUCAAGCAGGAGGCUACGCUCGGCGAGCUCUCGCGGAGGCUCUCGGAGCUUGAGCGCAUCGUCGGCCAGCCGCCCAAGGCCGAAGACGCCGCGUCGUCGGCCGCCAUCUCGUCCGACCUGGUCCAGGCCGUUGCCCGCCUCGACAAGCGGCUCACGCUGCUCGACGACGACGAGUUGACCAAGAUGCAGCGCAAGCUCGCGGGCCUUGCCGCCCAGCUCGACGAGGUGCUGGACAAGGCCUCGGCUGCCGAGUCGGCACACGGCUUUGAGGCCAAGCUUGACACGGUCUACACCGCCGUCGAAAAGUGGGACGCUAUGGCCGACGUCGUGCCGGCGGUUGUCGAGCGUCUCCGCACCUUGGCCGCCCUCCACGAGGACGCCGCCAACUUUGGCUCCCGCCUCGAGGCCCUUUCGUCGGCCCACACCGAGCUGACCUCGUCGCUCUCCGCCAACGCCUCCCUCCUCCGCACCGUCCAAGACAACAUGGCCGCCAACAUGGCGACCAUCGCCGACAACGUCUCUUCCAUCGAGGCUCGUAUUGCCGCUCUGUCGUAG
Molecule: messenger RNA, 1323 nt
Organism: Thecamonas trahens ATCC 50062
Lineage: Eukaryota; Apusomonadida; Apusomonadidae
Product: dynactin subunit 2
Exons: 2
Coding region: 1-1323 (440 amino acids)
Biological process (GO): mitotic spindle organization
Cellular component (GO): cytoplasm; dynactin complex
Source: RefSeq, a predicted model, not a curated record